ACCUUUUCAUUUCCAUACUCAGGCUCAAAAGUAGACACAACCAUAGAAUAUUUUCCAUUUCAACCAUCUCUGUGCUCUUCAACUCUAUCUCAACUCAUCCCACAUUUCAAUCCCCUUGGGAAAGUUUAAUCCUUUAGCUUCUUCAUCAAGUGGUGGAGUAUUAUGUAACCUAGAGCAGAUUCAUCUGUGGAACUCAGAAGGGUGUCUUCCUAAGUUCUAGUCAGAGAGAGAAGAGAUGAAGGUGUUUUUUGGGAGUCCAGGAAACAUAAGUGGGCUGCUCCUCAGAAUUGGACAGUGCUUUUUUGCUGCUGCUUCUAUUGGGGUCAUGGUCUCUGCUCAUGGCUUCUACACCUCUACUGCAUUUUGCUAUUUAAUUGCAUCAAUGGGGCUUGAAUUCCUUUGGAGUUUUGGACUUGCUUGCCUUGAUUUUCAUGCUUUGAGGUCAAAGAGGAGCUUGCAGAAUCCUGUUUUAGUGAGCCUAUUUGUUGUUGGAGACUGGGUGACUGCUACUCUUUCACUGGCAGGUGCAUGCUCAUCAGCUGGGGUGGCGGUUCUGUUCUCAAGAGACUUGGGUUACUGCUCCAAGACAUUUCCAUGCACCAGGUUCCAAAUCGGGGUGGCUUUCGCUUUUAUCUCAUGGUUCCUCCUCGCUAUUUCCUCACUAGUCAUGUUUUGGCUGCUAGGUGCAGUGUAAAAGACAACAACUUAUACCAACUUCACAAACAACUUAUUGUUCAAUUUUCCUUUGUAAAUAUAAUGUGACACAGAUCAAAACAGUUCAGUUUUGUUGAGUAGAUCUCAGAACUAAUUUUGCUACAGAUUUCUGGGUCCAUACAGUUAUAAAGUCUUGUAAUGGGAUCCAUCAAUUAAGAAUCAGCACUUGUUUUAUUUUUCUCA
This is a messenger RNA of Rosa chinensis, 897 nucleotides long. Its product is annotated as CASP-like protein 5B2. The record is from RefSeq and is a predicted model, not a curated record. Gene Ontology annotation, cellular component: membrane. The transcript is spliced from 3 exons. Lineage: Eukaryota; Viridiplantae; Streptophyta; Magnoliopsida; Rosales; Rosaceae. The coding region runs from base 236 to 694 and encodes 152 amino acids.